Molecule: messenger RNA, 539 nt
Organism: Osmia bicornis bicornis
Lineage: Eukaryota; Metazoa; Arthropoda; Insecta; Hymenoptera; Megachilidae
Exons: 4
Coding region: 1-456 (151 amino acids)
Source: RefSeq, a predicted model, not a curated record
AUGAAAGUGGAUUGGAAGCUGCCUCUGUUAUUCCUUUUCGCGAUCAGCCUGAGUGGAGAAAGCGAGCAACUUCGAGAGAAGAGGCAAGCAUUGUAUCCCCCGCCUCUUGUUUACCCUUUGACCGGCAUGUUCAAGCUAGUCGUGGGCAUAGCAGUGCCGGUGCAGCUUUCCGGCAAGAUUUUGGUUUACGGCCAAAACUUUCAGUUCCAAUACAUGAUGCCAGACAAUGCAACCUUCUUCACCAACUUCUUCGAGGGCUCGUCACGACGACAUCGCAGAAGCGUAAGUUGGAACGAGAGGGCUCCUGUUUACGACGUUCUCCAACAAGAACUCGACAGGAGGAACAUCGAUGGAAGAAGUUGCUUGAAAAAGAACAUCUGUGAGGCUGCUGCGACACCUUUGAAAGACGAAGACCCGAUCAAGGAGACGCGUCGACGAUGGACAGAGAGUAUUUAGAGGCUGCCACUGCCGGAAGAAGACUAGAUAAUUGUUCGGCCCUUUAUCCGUCCUGUCCCUUCGGUGCCGGAAUUUUAGACAAA